Messenger RNA from Mitosporidium daphniae, 2673 nucleotides. RefSeq lists its product as uncharacterized. The annotation marks the transcript as partial. Gene Ontology annotation, biological process: protein ubiquitination. The record is from RefSeq and is a predicted model, not a curated record. NCBI's taxonomy places the organism in Eukaryota, Fungi, Microsporidia. The transcript has a single exon. Gene Ontology annotation, cellular component: CCR4-NOT complex. Gene Ontology annotation, molecular function: ubiquitin-protein transferase activity; nucleic acid binding; metal ion binding.
AUGCAUUCGUAUGGAUCAGCUGAUUUAAGCACAUCGCCCAAACCAUCCAACGGGGUCACAAUCAAUCUAGGAAAGUCUAAAUUUGGAAAAUCUGGCAAGGCACCAAAAGAAUCUAUAGCUGCCUCCUCUAUGCUUAAGAAAAAAUCAAACGGUAACAACAAUUCAUCGGGUGGAUCGACGGCCUUUUCAAGCACACUGGCCAAUGAGCUAUCAAACAUCGAGCAGUGGGACUGCCCACUUUGCAUGGAGCAGGUUGACAUGGGCGAUGUCAACUUUGUUCCCUGCGAAUGUGGCUAUCAAAUUUGCAGGUUUUGCUGGCACCACAUCAAAUUUGUCCUUAAUGACCUGUGUCCCGCUUGCCGUAGGUCAUAUUCCAAGCAGGAAGAUAGCCCCCUUGUUUCUUUGAAGCCUCUAUCCACCACUCAAGGCAAUGCAUGUCUAAAGAAAAAGAAGCCAGCAGCUACCACCCUGUCUUCUGACCAGAUUAUCCCGCUUGAUAAUAACGGGACCCGAGGUGGGGCACCGCUUGGAAAUGUUCUUGCAUCUAGAAAGCAUUUGAUUGAUGUUCGGGUUCUGCAGUCUAAUCUUGUCUAUGUGGUUGGAAUUCCUCUUUCUCUUUCCCUGUACCGGUUUGAGAAGACGUUUUCUUCUCGCUCCACUUCGAUUUUUAAUCCCGUCUUUAUUUCUGCUCUUGAAGAGCUUCUUGCAUCAAAAAAAUAUUUUGGAAAGUUUGGAAAUAUCUUAAAGCUUGUCAUCAAUAUUAAGGGGCAUCACUCUGGAUCUAGUAGCUCUAAAAGGUCAACCUCUACGGCAGCAGCAACGUUUCCAACGGUCUCUGCAUUUCUUACGUUUGAAAAGCCAGAGGAUGCAUCCGUAGCGAUUGGGAAUAUUGACAAUUCUUUGCUUGAAGGAUGUCUAGUUCGAGCUACAUAUGGCACCACGAAAUAUUGCGCCUUUUUCUUACGAGGACAAACGUGCCCUAAUCAAUCAAACUGUCUGUAUUUACACGAACUGGGCCAAAGCCAGAAUUCAUACACCAAAGAGUCGCUUUCUCACCGUCAAAGAGAUAUCUCAUUGAAAAGGCUGUUCGGAGUGUCUUCACAAGCGCAAUCGGAAAUAUCCAACGCCAAUCUCGGGUCUUUCGAUCAAAAUGCAAGCCCAAGUGGAUCCCCUGAAAAUGACCCUAAAGAUGCCCCGUUGAAUCAAAGCCAAGCGACAAGUAUCAAAUGUGCGCAAACUGACGCCGAUUCUGCUGAGAUAGCUUUGCCAAUUUCCCCAUCAAAAGCACCUAAUGAAGAUUUACAAUCCGUGUCGUCUAUGCACCCGGCUAGGUCAUCAUCAAGGUUUACAUUUGUGGCUGAUUUAAAUACGGAACACACUUCGAGUGAUCUCCCGUUUUCAGAACCAAAUUUUCCGAUGUCUGAUCUUUUUGAGUCUUUCAAAUCACCGACACCUUUCGGUUGUUUGACAGAAGCUAAAUCGCCACACGAUUUUGAGGAACAAACACCCAAAUUUUGCUGCUCUUUAGAGGACAUCAACAAUUCGUGCAUCGAAUUUUUGGAUAAACUCAACUUUGGUUUGGAUACGCUUACUGAUUUUGAAGAUCCUACAGCAACAAAAUCGGUCCAGCCUACUUAUUUGGCUGCAGCAAAGUCCAGCCCAUUGAAUGUUAGCAAUACCCCUAACCCUGAUCAUAUGCCCAAAAAGCCUGUCGAAUGUAAAAAUAGUGCAUUCACAUCCAAAUCUUCCGUUAAAAAAACCAGCGAUCCUUUACAGAAACCUGCAAAGCCUAAAAACAUUCAGUCGCAAACUUCCAUUGUUAGUUCAAUGGUAAAAAAGGACAAUGAUCACAGGACGGCGAGUAAAGAAAACGAUUUCAAGCCAUCCAAAUCGGCCACUUUUUCCUCCAUUUCCCAGGAAAAUACAAUCCCAAAACCUUCAAAUCCUUUUAUGUUCCUUACGGAGGAAGAUUUUAUUCAUUCUGUAGAUGGAUGUGAUAAUUUUUCUGCUUUCUCAUCAGCCAAGCAACAAUAUUUUUCCGCCAAUAACGGCUACAAGUCGCCUGGCUUGCAGAAAAAUUCGAAAAAGAAAAAGAAGCACGAGCUUAAGCAUGAUAUUGACGACCAAAUUAAAAAUCACUUGGAGUUUUGUGGAGAAUCGACUUUUCCGCAAAUCAACCUCGAUGAUGCCAAUUUCUAUAAAACCGAUACCUUGAAGCAUCAUGCUGAUGUGGAUGGAGGAGAAAAUUUCGAUCUCCACAAAACCUUUUCCACUGUACUCAGCUUUCUAGAAAGCUACAUCACAAGCGAAUCUGAACGCCUCAUUGAUCCUUUAAAGUACCAUCACAUUGACAAGGACGAUGGCGAUAUUUUCUCGCUGAAUUCCGUGUAUAAUUCCCUUGAGUUGAAUGAUUUCACUUCAGUGACGGGGCGUAUUUCCAGCGAUAUUCAAUGUUUCCUAGAGAGCCCAAAUUUGGUUGAUAUGACCGAUAUCAGUUCUGAUUUGGCAGAGUUUGACAGGCUGGUUGGGAUCAAUGGCGACGAUUUCGUUGACGGUCCAAUUCUAAAAUACGGCGAGCUGUUUCAUGCCAAUUGUGAUGUGUCUGAUUUUCAUUUGCCCGAUUCAUAUGUAGAUUUGGAAUCUUACCGCUAUUCUCUGCCCCAACUAGAACUG